Molecule: messenger RNA, 1639 nt
Organism: Rhododendron vialii
Lineage: Eukaryota; Viridiplantae; Streptophyta; Magnoliopsida; Ericales; Ericaceae
Exons: 1
Coding region: 604-1401 (265 amino acids)
Source: RefSeq, a predicted model, not a curated record
GGUUAAAGACUUUGGAGAACGAAAUAAUUUGAAAGUUAGGUGUAUAAUGAAGAUGAAAAGUAGCCAUGUGAUUCAUUGAAAAUGAUAUGGUAGAAGAGCUAGAUUAUACGAGUUUAAUGUCUACACUUGCUUCUAAAAAUGCGAGAAGAGUGAUGUUUGUGUGAUUCUAGCUUGCUCUGCAAACCAGCAUAUCUCUCCCUCCAAAGAAAACGGCUUACAGAUGUACUGAUGGUAUAGGUAUUAGACUAUGCUACUAACUGGGGAGAUGUUAAUGUAGCCGUAGGUAUCUUUAAAUAGACAAUGAAACAUGUGAAUUUGGCUACUUUUGGUAAUAUGAAAGGAUCUCAUCUCAAUGUAGUUAUUCCUCUGCAGGUUUGUCCAACUAAUUUAACUUCUUAUUAUUAACUAGUUAUCUGACCAGUGACUUUCUAAAUUAUAACACUUUAUCUCGGUAUAGAAUUUGGUGAUUGCAAGGGUGCUCUAGUUUAGUUUCCUUUUACCUCUCAAUUUGGUUAGUUAUAGUGUCAUACCAAUUGCUUAGCUCAUGAUGACAUAUCUUCUUCCAUACUUUGCUGUAUUUAACUUGAUAGAUUUAUUGAAGAGAUGGAAGAUGUUAUAACGGCCAUUCCCCCACCUUCAAGGUUCUUCCUAGAAGAUCUCAACAACUUUACUCCUCCAUCGGCACCUCUUCCACCUCCCUUCUUAGUAUUCUCUAACUCUAAAUCAAAUGAGCCUAUCUGCCCAUCACUUCUCAUCAUUGCCAUAUCUUCUCCGUCUCUCCACUUUUUCCACCACUUAUCCGCCAAAACCCUAAUAGGAACUGUAAUCCUCCCUGAAAUACCCUUCUCCGGAAACACUAUCAAACCCUCUCUCAGGGACAAGUCCUGCAACAUUUAUUCCCUCAACGAAUAUGGUAAUUCGACACUCAUUGUAUCCGUACAGUACCAGGUCACUCCAGAAAGAUCUCAUGCUGUUGCAAAGUUGCUUAUUGGUGAACAGAUUAUUCCAGAAAAAGUGUUGGUAUUGGAUUCGGUUCAAAGCAGGAACUUUCGUGGAAAGCUCUCACCAGAUGAAACAAUUGCCUUCAAACUGGAAACAUCGCAGCAGAGAAAGGGGCUUGGUGAUGGUUGUAGAGAUUCUUCACUGCUAAAGGGUUUAGACUACUAUCCUUCGGGGAGCGUAGUGGACGGAUUGGGUGCUGCUCUAUUGGGUCGAUGCCAGAUGAAGAAGAUGAAAGGAACGCUCUGUGUUUCGUGGCCUGAAUUUGGUGGUUCAGUGGCAACAGUUGUUAAGACACUACUGGUCAACAAUUUACCAGAGUUAGAAUAUGGUUUCAACGGUGAAGGUGAAGAUGUAUUUGGGUUUGGUAAUAAACCUCUUGAUUCUGAGUUAUAUACCUAAUAAGAUGGUUUUUGGAUGGUCGGAUAUGUUCUCAAAUUGUUUUCGGGUGAGGGAGGUGGUAGGUUUCUAACUGUUUUGUAAUUUUAGGGGGCAUGUCCUUGCGCAUUCUAUGAAAACUUUAGCACAGUCUGUUUUCUCAACUUAUCCGUCUACCAUUUUGAUGUGUUAAAACAUUGUAUUAUACAGAUCGGAAUUCUACGAAUUUUGAGGAGUAAGAUGAUACACAUGUUUGUGGCAA